Molecule: messenger RNA, 539 nt
Organism: Ornithodoros turicata
Lineage: Eukaryota; Metazoa; Arthropoda; Arachnida; Ixodida; Argasidae
Exons: 4
Coding region: 53-532 (159 amino acids)
Source: RefSeq, a predicted model, not a curated record
AGCUCCCUGGGACACUAAUGAUACUGACUGCAAGUGGGAAGAUGGCUUUGUCAUGGGGAAUUACAUGCACCUUGGCUCCAAUUCAUACAAGUUUUCUGAGUGCAGCAAAAGCGGGAUGAGGGAGACUCUUGAGAAACGUUUGCAAGAGGACAUACAGUUUAAGCGCGAUAACCCAUUGCAGAACAGCGACGAAAGUGAUGAACGAGGAUGCUUUGGGAAUGCUUACGAGGCCCCAUUGGAGAUCCUCGAUAAGGACUUACCUGGGACGAACGUCGACCGAAAUGUGUUCUGUAGAGCCGUCAUGCCAUUUGCGGACAAAGCCAAUAUCCACAUUUGUGACGACUGGUUCAAAAACACCAAGGAAUGGGAAACUGAAGAGUGCGUGACUCGUUGCUGCUAUGGAUGGGCCUGGACUUUGUACGAGCAAAUUCCCUAUAAAUCGUUGGACGGUUUCAAGUGUUACAUGAGCAAGAAGGUCUGCUAUGCUGGGGAAUGCGUGGACCCUGGGACGGACAUUAAUACACAUCGUUAGAGUAAGC